CAACCGUGUUUUGUAUGUUUUUAUUCGGAAAACAUGUUUAUUUACAUUUAAUCUUAAAUAGAGUCAAAAUGAAACCCAAGGGAUUUAAUCUAUAACUCAUAUAUAGUUCAAAAGUAGAAACAGUUUAGGAUUCUAAGGAUGAUGAGUGUUUUAAAUGAUUCGGAUAGCGAAGAUGAGUUGCCGCCAGGAUGGGAGGAAAGAACGACAUUGGACGGGAACGUAUAUUACGUGAAUCAUUACACGAAAGGCACACAGUGGACACAUCCUAGAACUGGUCGUAAAAAGAUUGUCGACGGAGAAUUACCACCUGGAUGGGAAAGAUGUAUAUCGGAUGACGGAAAAGUUCUGUUCAUUGAUCACACAAAUCACAUAACUACAUACACCGAUCCAAGAUUGGCAUUUGCAACUGAGUACAGAGAGAUGUCACAACCAGUGCGACAGAGGUUCGAUGGAAGUAGCACUGCUCUGGCAGUGCUGCAUGGUCGAGAUUUGCGCAAUAAAAUUGCCCUUGUUACAGGAGCCAAUAUAGGCAUUGGAUAUGAAACAGCCAGAUCAUUAGCUUUACAUGGUUGCGAGGUGAUAUUAGCUUGUAGGAACAUAGAAAAGGCUAACGAAGCUAUACGACGUAUCCAGGAAGAGAAGGAGACUGUGAAUUGCUCGACUUUAGAAAUAGAUCUGUCAUCAUUGCGCAGUGUGUGGGAGGCCGCUGAACAGUUCAAGCAGAAAUUCAAGUCUCUUCACAUUCUCAUAUUAAACGCUGGCGUAUUCGGAGCACCUUUUCAGCUUACAAAGGACAAUUACGAGACGACGUUUCAAGUCAAUCACUUGUCGCAGUUUUACUUGACGCUUUUGUUAAAAGAUACUAUACAAAGCUCUAACAAUCCUAGAGUUGUAAUAGUUUCCAGCGAAUCACAUCGAUUUUCAAUGAUACGAAAUGUAGAAGACCUUCAUGAGUUAACUCUGUCUCCACCAGCAUACAAAUACUGGGGAAUGGCAGCAUAUAACGAUUCGAAGCUCUGCAAUCUUUUAUUUGCCCAAGAAUUGGCACGACAGUGGCCUUCCGUGAGUGUAUUUGCUUGCCAUCCGGGCAACUUGGUAUCUACGUCUUUAUCACGUCACUGGUGGCUGUAUCGAUUGCUGUUUGCCUUAGUACGGCCGUUUACAAAAUCAUUGCAACAAGCAGCGAGCACAACAAUAUUCUGUGCAACGGCUCCUGAACUGGAGGGUGUAACAGGUGGUUAUUUCAAUAACUGCUACCGUUGUCAACCAUCAAACGCGGCAUUGGAUCCUGCCCUAGCCGAGCGAUUGUGGACUAUCAGCCAAAGCAUGAUAUUUCAAAGUAACAAAAAAGAAUAAUGAAGACAACUAUGAAAAAAAAAUAAAGUUCAACUUAAUAAGAUAUCAAUCGAUAUCAGUUAGCUGUUAGCAAUAUGUAAGUUAAGCAUAAUUAUCAUAAGUAAAAAGUUGAAUUAUAAUUCUGGCUCUAAUUAUUAUUCAAUAAUACUAUAAAAUAAAAGCUAUUACAAGCCGAGCUGGGUGGUAA
Linepithema humile (Argentine ant) is the source of this 1543-nucleotide messenger RNA. It is a transcript of the gene Wwox, whose product is annotated as WW domain-containing oxidoreductase. Gene Ontology annotation, molecular function: protein binding. NCBI's taxonomy places the organism in Eukaryota, Metazoa, Arthropoda, Insecta, Hymenoptera, Formicidae. The record is from RefSeq and is a predicted model, not a curated record.